AUGUCAUUUGAUGAGGAUGUGGCAGAAUGUGAUGGCAUAGAUCUAAAAUGGAUGACAGACCGCUUUGACUCAUUGUCCGAGGAGGAGGAACGCAAUGACCGAGACGGAGGACCAGUACCAGAUUUUCACGCAUACGAAAAGUCAUGGCGGACACGUCUGCGUCGGAUUAUACUUCGGAAUCCCACAACACGAAUCAAUAUUUCCAUUGUGUACAUCAGUAUCAAAGUUCUUCUAUGUCUUCUGUACGUGAUUCGAGUCUGUUUGGACAAUCCCCUACUUUACGCAUGUGGUGGCAAUGCCUGUAACCUCACGGCUCUAGACAGUGAUGAUCCAGAGGGUUUUACAUCUACAAAUAUCAACUGGUAUGUCCUGCUCUGGGUUCACCGCCCACUGCCCCUGUGGAUUGUGGAGAUUGUCCUGUCAGUCGUCACUCUGUUCAAGUCCUUAAUGUUGGUGUUAGUCACAGCUAAGGGAAAUGUCUUGGUGGUUGUGGCCUCCAAGUACUUUUUGCUGGAAAUGUUUUGCAGUGUUCCUAUUGUUGUUUCAGCAUUUUGGCCUCCUGUUCUUCAGCAUAUAUUUUUCCCAACAUUUCUGAACUGUUGGCUAGCCCUCAUGUCUUUCAGACGUUUGUUGAAUGAUUUUCAUCUGGCAAAACAGAGGUUCCAGACCAUGUCGGUCACUUUAUCCCAACAGUUAUGGUUCCUGAUCGCCACACUUUGCAGUCUUGUAUUUACCACAAUCUGUGGUAUACAGCACAUCCAGCGUGGCAGUGCCGAUCGACCUCUGAACCUGUUUGAGGCAGUCUACUUUGUGAUUGUCACCCUGUCGACUGUCGGCUACGGAGACAUCUCCCCGGAUAUCUGGCUGGGUCAGCUCUUUAUGAUCAUCAUGAUUUGUAUCGCUUUUUCCUUCAUACCUAGACAGCUGGAAGAAAUUGGUUCAACCUGGGCUCAGAGGAAACGGAUGGGCGGUGACUACAGCAAGAGACCUUCAGCUAAAUAUAAGCACGUUGUUGUUAUUGGUACACAGUUCACCAUCGAAUCCGUAAUGAGUUUUCUGAGUGAAUUCUUUGAGCAUCCUAAACUAGAGAACCAUACAGUAAUACUGAUGAGCUCAGAGGAACUUGAUGACAACAUGCAGUUUAUUUUGAAAGACCCUAAAUGGGCUUUAAGAGUGUUGUACAUACGGGGCUCUGCCCUCAAAGACAUUGACCUCAAGCGUUGCAGGAUAAAUGAGGCCGAAGCGUGCUUUUUUCUGGCCAACAAGAAAAGUGGCAAUGUAGAGAAAUCU
This is a messenger RNA of Candidula unifasciata, 1290 nucleotides long. NCBI's taxonomy places the organism in Eukaryota, Metazoa, Mollusca, Gastropoda, Stylommatophora, Geomitridae. The record is from the annotation of a GenBank genome assembly.